Molecule: messenger RNA, 1014 nt
Organism: Rotaria socialis
Lineage: Eukaryota; Metazoa; Rotifera; Eurotatoria; Philodinida; Philodinidae
Source: the annotation of a GenBank genome assembly
AUGAAUCAAUCCCAUUGUUCGCCAUUAGCCGUUCAUAGAAUAUUUCAAUCCUUAUUAUCGGAACCAACAGGAUCGAAUUCUUUACAAAAAUUAGCUGGAUCACCGAGAACACUACAUCCUCAUUUAACAUCACCACCUGCAAAAAAUACUAUUCGCUAUAUUGAAAAUGAUCAAAAUAAUCGACGCGAAAAAUAUGACGGUCGUCGUUGGAGACUUGUGUGUACAUGGGAUGUGUAUGCUUGCACGAAUCUAGCUUUUAAUCGUCAAUUAUGUGGUAAACACAAUGCAAUACGAUUAAAUAAAGUGUUACCAAAAAAGAAUAAACGAAAAUCAUUAUCAACUAAUUUGUCAUUACCAAUUAUAAAUCAUAGUAAUGGAAAGAAUAAUAAUUAUAAUGAUGAUGAUGAUGAUGAUAUUCAAAUUCUUGAAGAGUAUUGUAAGAAUCCAACUACACGUCAUUGUAUGAACAGUACUGUUAAAUCGGAGCUGCCUGAUUUUAAUGUAUUUUCUGUAGAAAAUCUCGAUAAUACUGAUUUUCAGGUUGGCGUUAAAUCAGAACCAAGGUUUUCAACAAGUUAUCCUUGUACGACAAGUAAAGAUGUUGAAUAUCUUAGCUCAACAACUCGUGCUAAUGGAUUAAAUGUUGGUGAAUUAGUAUCCAAACAUAUUCCACCAUUAACUGAUUUUGAAGAAGAAUUUGUUGCAGCACGUCUAAUGGAAAGAGUUCCACGAACUUCUCCUAUGCUUGAUGGACAACUUUUCGUACAUAACGAAGCAAUUCUAGUCGUAAACAAGAAUUAUCGAAUUAAGAUGGAUUCAAUUGCACCGGAAUACUUCUAUGAUUUUCUUCUUCGCCAUCCGCGUGUUGCUCUGCAUUAUAAAAAUUGGUUUCUACUAUGUAAAAUGUCUCCACCAACAACCGGUUGUCUUAUUGAUACAAAAGUCUGGACAUUGAGCAUGAUUGUACGAGGUUCAAUGACAUCCGAUAAUAUGAUUGAUGAAUGCGAUGGAUAA